Messenger RNA from Tilletiaria anomala UBC 951, 1420 nucleotides. Its product is annotated as lipoyltransferase. Gene Ontology annotation, molecular function: lipoyl(octanoyl) transferase activity. Lineage: Eukaryota; Fungi; Basidiomycota; Exobasidiomycetes; Georgefischeriales; Tilletiariaceae. The coding region runs from base 220 to 1395 and encodes 391 amino acids. Gene Ontology annotation, biological process: protein lipoylation. The transcript has a single exon. The record is from RefSeq and is a predicted model, not a curated record. Gene Ontology annotation, cellular component: mitochondrion.
AUCUCAUCAGAAUUUCGAUAACCCAGCCAGCUGAAUAUUGUAAUGCGGUCUCUGUCAUCCAUGUGCGAUGUAAUCAAGUCUGUCAGUCGGCACACUUGAGUCGGUCGGCUUUCGCCUUUCGUCCCUCGAAAGAGUGCAGCUGAAGGUCCCACCUUGGACACCAUCACGAUCCAAUGCAAGUGAAAGGCGCAUCGCUGCUGGCAUCGCAACGCAACCACCAUGCACUCCGCACUCGCCAAUAGCGCCAGGCUCGCCAGGCCGUCACAUUUAUGUCGAUCAUGUCAAUUCCAACGUCGGCUCUCCCAGGCCUCUAGCAUCGGGUGCUCCAAUGGUCAGGUUGCUCCAAGAAACGCAAUCCGUCCCGUGACUUGGACGUACAUUCCAUAUCAAGUGCCCUACGCAUUGGGCCUCAAGUUGCAAGAACACUUGGUCCAGAGAAGAGCCGAUGCUCGGGCACUCUUACGCGAGGAACCAUCAGCAUCACCUGCAGCGAAACAAUCCCCAUCUUCACGGCUGACCGAAGCGACAGAGGUGGCUACCACCGACAUAUUUCUUCUUCUACAACACUCUCCGGUAUUCACCGAAGGACGAAGGGGAGGCGAAUAUGCUCAGACACCAGAAGAAGAAGCAGCCAUUGCGAAGCGGUUUGCGGAAAUUGGAGCCGAUUAUCAUGUCACAAAAAGGGGCGGUCUUAUCACAUUCCACGGACCGGGGCAGCUUGUUGGCUACCCCAUCCUCGACCUCAGCGUCAUGAAUCUUUCAACGAGAUGCUACGUCGAUAAGAUUCAAACUAGCAUUUCGAACCUUCUUCAUUCCUCGCCAUACAAUCUUGCGACCGUCCCGCCUCCAGAAGACCACACGGGCGUGUGGGUGGAUACUUCACACAAAAUUACAAGCAUCGGCAUCCAGGUGCGACAUCGAAUCACAUCGCACGGCUUUGCGCUGAAUGUCGAAGCAGAUGUCCUUAAAUGGUUCGGGUGGAUCGUAGCUUGCGGCAUCAAAGGCAAGGGUAUGACUUGCAUACAAAGAGAGAUUGCGUUGCGCGUGCAGCGAGAGGGGGCCACGCGGCCUGACCGCCGUGGAGGGCAGGUCGACGAAGCGCGCAAGUCCGACUUGCCUCACGAGCAAGAAUCUCCGAGCUCUCCAUUGCCUUCGUCGGCUGGGCUUGCAGUGGCCAGCAUCGGUCCUGGCGUCGGUCUCGUUGACACACCCAUCACAUUGGGGCCAGAGGCAAAGGCGGUCACGGUGGAAUCGAUUGUUUCGCCGCUGGUGCAGCAAUUCGGCCGGACUUGGGGCAGGGAAAUGCAGCAAGCGGAUAAAAGCAUGUUCCACUAUGCGGCAGAUGCGCGGGGGCUUCUGAGCAAAGUCAUUGUGAAAGGCAAAAUAGUGCAAUAACAUGUAAUUUUGCGACGAAAUCGCG